AUGGAGUUAGAACCCACAGAACACUGUCCUUAUGAUCCAAACCACAAGAUACCAGUCAGCAGGUUACAAUACCAUCUGGCAUCAUGCAAAAAGAAAAAUCCAAAGAUAGCUAAAAAGAUGGCUAACUGCAAAUAUAAUGCUUGUCAUGUGGUCCCGAUCAAAAGACUCAAGGAACAUGAGGCCAGUUGUGCCAACAGAACUGCAAUUGAUGAUGAGCCACUUAACCUUCCAAAGAUUACUCACCCAAGUUUUGAAGGAGAUGAAAACUCCGGCGCUAGUAAUCAGAUUCCUGACCCUGAUGCCUGGAAUGUGGAUAAUAUGCAUCAUUCUCCUUCAUUUGUUCUUGAGACUUUUGCUCCAAAAACGCUGGUUUGUGAAAGUGACUCAAAAGACCUAAAAGAGGCUAUGGCUGAAAAAUAUCCUAACAGCUCCAAGUCUUGGGGAAGAGGUCAGAAAAACUGA
Molecule: messenger RNA, 462 nt
Organism: Cricetulus griseus (Chinese hamster)
Lineage: Eukaryota; Metazoa; Chordata; Mammalia; Rodentia; Cricetidae
Source: RefSeq, a predicted model, not a curated record